Monopterus albus (swamp eel) is the source of this 1967-nucleotide messenger RNA. It is a transcript of the gene capza1a, whose product is annotated as capping actin protein of muscle Z-line subunit alpha 1a. The transcript is spliced from 11 exons. Bases 291 to 1148 code for a protein of 285 amino acids. NCBI's taxonomy places the organism in Eukaryota, Metazoa, Chordata, Actinopteri, Synbranchiformes, Synbranchidae. Gene Ontology annotation, biological process: barbed-end actin filament capping; actin cytoskeleton organization. Gene Ontology annotation, cellular component: cortical cytoskeleton; F-actin capping protein complex. The record is from RefSeq and is a predicted model, not a curated record. Gene Ontology annotation, molecular function: actin filament binding.
CGUGGGACGCUGGGACUCAGAAGUUGACGUGUUAAAUAGUAAAGAAGACGAAGACCCUGCUGUUUCCUGUCUCACCAGAGAAGCUGACGUGAAACACUGGGACGCAGAAGUUGACGUUAAGUUGUAAAGAAGACAAUGCCCCUGCUGUACCUGACCCUCAUCAACAAUGACGCCUCUGCACCAUGAGUUGUUGAUCUCUUCAUAGAUAUCAGGGCUUCAUCGUGCUGGGAGGAGUCCCGCAUAUCUGGCAACACCAAGAGUGGCUUUGUUAAACGCUUCAUUGAGGCAAGAUGGGAGAUUUCGAAGAGCUCAGCGAUCAGGAGAAGGUCCGUAUUGCAAGUAAUUUUGUGGUGCACGCUCCUCCAGGAGAAUUCAAUGAAGUUUUCAAUGAUGUACGGAUACUGCUUAACAAUGAUAAUCUUCUCAGAGACGGUGCAGCACAUGCCUUUGCCCAGUACAACAUGGAUCAGUUUACCCUUGCCAAAAUUGAGGGAUAUGACGAUCAGGUUCUGAUAACAGAGCAUGGAGAUCUUGGUAACGGUCGCUUCUUUGACCCUCACAACAGGAUCUCCUUCAAGUUUGACCAUCUUAGGAAAGAGGCCAGCGACCCAAAGCCCCAUGAGGGCGAGGCAGCCCUCAGGUCAUGGAGAGAUGCCUGCGAUUCUGCUCUGAGGGCCUAUGUUAAGGAGCACUACCCCAGCGGCAUAUGCACUGUUUAUGGGAAAACAAUUGAUGGCCAGAAGACCAUUAUUGCUUGUAUUGAGAGUCAUCAAUUUGAGCCCAAAAACUUCUGGAACGGGCGCUGCCGGUCUGAAUGGAAGUUCAGUGUCUCGCAGUCUACGGCACAGGUGGUUGGAGUCUUGAAAGUACAGGUACAUUAUUACGAGGAUGGAAAUGUGCAGCUGGUCAGCCACAAAAAUGUACAGGAAGCACUGACUGUUUCUAAUGAGAGUCAGACUGCAAAAGAGUUGGUGAAAAUUAUUGAGGAUGCAGAGAAUGAAUACCAGGUGGCCAUCAGUGAAAACUAUCAGACCAUGUCAGACACCACGUUCAAAGCCUUACGCAGACAGCUCCCAGUCACCCGCACCAAGAUCGACUGGAACAAAAUCCUGAGCUACAAGAUUGGAAAGGAGAUGCAGAAUGCUUAGAAGGACAGAGGCUGCUGGGUUUACGACAAACUGAGAAGAUGAUGCUCGCGCAAAAUGUGUGAUGCAACAUAACGUACUGUACGUUCCUCUAAAAGAGACAGUUGUUCCAUUUGCUUUUAGAGAAUGACAGCUUUUUUUAGUGCACUAAGAGGGGAUGCCGUCAUUUUAAAUUGACAUUGAGUGAUCUAACAGUAGCGUAUUUGCAAAUAAUAUGUUUUUACUUUUGAACAAAAAAAUGCCUUUAGUGACACUGUGAAGGUUGGGUCAUUCCCUGCUGUUCAAAGUUGCACACAUUCCAUAGACAGUUUGUGAUCUCCCAGUGCUUCAAAUGAACACAUCCUGCUAAACCCAUUGACUUUCAUGCAACAAUUAAUUGACACUUUCUAUACAACAUUGCUAAUGUCUUUUAUGAGCUUCCAGUACCUCUGUAUUAACAGGGGGCCAACACUGUAUGCAGUUUGGUAUGAUAUCAGUCUGAACAGUUGACAGCUUCUAAUUAUACAGUUUCAGUCAAAAAAAAAAAAAAAACUAACAUCUUAACAUAUUUAUGCAUUAGGUUGUAACCAGAGGUCAUGCCAAAGCAUUAACGUUUCUCUUCUGCCACUCAGUGACUCGAUUUUGCCUUCCCUGUUGAGGUUUAGUACUUUUAUUUCUCUCUGUUUAGAGAGACAUUUUCAGUGAUAACCCCUCUAUACCCCAUGGACUGUGAAAGUAUCGGUGUCCUGCUGCCAACUGUUUGCCUUUAGCUUCUGCUAUAUUUUUAUACAAACUAUAAGUACAUUUAAUAUUCAAGAAAUAAAAGUGUUGCGUUAAAUAUGA